Messenger RNA from Hemisphaericaspora subhashii, 1083 nucleotides. RefSeq lists its product as uncharacterized. Lineage: Eukaryota; Fungi; Ascomycota; Pichiomycetes; Serinales; Debaryomycetaceae. The transcript has a single exon. Bases 1 to 1083 code for a protein of 360 amino acids. The record is from RefSeq and is a predicted model, not a curated record.
AUGCAUUUCCUUACACUUUCACAUUGCGACCAUGGACAAGUGGAUUAUCAAAAGACAAUUAGAAUAGAAUCUCUGGGUCAUGUGGAUUGGGAUAAACCUUUUUGUAUGUUGAAACCAAAAUUAGGGGAGAUGUUAACAUUGCCAAGUUAUGAUAUAAUUGGAAAUCCUGAAUUUAAACAAGAAGAAGAUCUUGAAUCAUAUCUGGAUGUCAAAUCGUUUAUGAAACAAAAAUAUAAAAAAUUGAAUAAUUUAGUUAGAAAGAAAAUUGAUUUAAAAUUAGAAAGAAAGACCAAUGGGAAAAGUCUAGAAUAUACUGGUAAGAAUAAAUAUUAUCAUAAUCAAGAUUUAUUAUCGCGAGAUCCUCAAAGUUCAUUAGAAUGGGAAUCAAGAAAUCUUGUAUGUUAUAAAAUGGCAAGAAGGAAGAAAUAUGCCAAAAGAAGAAUCUCAUUUUAUAUGCCACAUACAUUUGUUGGUGGAUUAUUUGAAUGCUAUGUACCUCCAAAUAUUAAGAAACAAAUAUUUCAAGAAUUCACAUCUCUGGAUUUAUUAGCCCAUCUGUUUGAUUUUAAAUGUGAUCCACAAUUAUCAAGACCAAUAUUCCCAUUAAUUGCAGAAGAUUCAACUUCUCAAUGGUUUGAAAAUAAGCUUUAUAAUAUUUUCAAUCCAGGAAUAGUUCAAACAAUUCCUUAUCUAACAACUCUGACUCCAUUAAAUCUUCGGUUUUCUAGUUUGGAGACUUCAGAUAUGUAUAAAGAUAGUUGGGCCACUAAAAUUGAAGUAAAUGAAGAUUAUGUUUAUACAGAAGCUGAUAUUCAUUUAGUUUCCCAAGCAGUGGCAAAACUGGCAGAUUUGUUGAAUAAAUUAAUAUCACCCAUUGAUUUCAAUGGAGUUGUGAAGUCUUACAAUAAAGCAAAUGAGAGAGAAAAUCCAGAAUCUAGUCCCAAAUUUCCAGAGGAAUUUGAUUCCAUCUUAAAGACCCUUCCAUUUGAAGAAAAACUUAACUUUUGGUUUUCGUAUCUUGAUGAUAAACUAACGAAAAAGUAUUUAAGUGAGAUUGAAAAGUUAUGGGAUAAGCUUGUAUAG